GCUGUUCCUCUUCAGUUCCACGAACUUUUGUCGGGGUAGUCUCGAGGGGGCCGUCGAGCGGGACUCGGGGAUAUACUCUGGUCGGUGCUUCUGGGGAGGAUGGGGCGGGGCCACGUGGUUAGUCGGAAGGCUCUGGGCCCCUCCCCGUUCUUUAUGUAAAUAACUGGGCGUGCUCCACCUACUCCCCGGCUCCGGGCGGUGGAGGUGACCAGGAAGGAGACGGCUCCCUAGCAGCCCGAGAGCCAGGCGAAGGGCAGCUGAGCUGAGCCGAGCCGGCUGCUGGCUCCAAGUGACGCCGAGGCCUCGGGGCAGCAGCCGAUCUAAGGUUGCAGGUCAUUGGUGGGUCAGCCAGGAGCCAAGGAGAAAUGAGAAGGUUCUUAAGAUCUGGACAUGACCAGGCCCGGGAGCGACUGAAACAAGAUCUCUUUAAGUUUAACAAGACGGUGGAGCAUGGCUUUCCCCACCAGCCCAGUGCCCUGGGCUACAGCCCCUACCUCCGAAUCAUGGCUAUCGGGACCCGAUCUGGAGCCAUCAAGCUCUAUGGUGCCCCUGGCGUGGAGUUCAUGGGUCUUCACCGGGAGAACAACGCUGUGGUACAAAUCCACUUCCUCCCUGGCCAGUGCCAGCUGAUCACCUUACUGGAUGAUAAUAGUCUGCAUCUCUGGAGCCUAAAUCAGAGAGAUGGAGUCUCUGAAUUGCACGAAGAGAAAUUCUCCACGCUUCGGGGUCCUCCGGGGGCUGCUCCCAGUGCCACCCAAAUCACAGUGAUUCUUCCUCAUUCCUCCCAAGAGCUGCUAUAUCUGGGCACUGAAAGUGGCAAUGUAUUUGUGGAGAAGCUGCCCUCAUUCCAGAUACUAGAGGACAAAACCAUCAGCACGGAGGCUGUCUUGCAAUGGUUGCCUAAGGAUUCACAGCACUGGCGAGCAUUCGAGAUGGUAGAGGCCCUCCAAGAACACCCCCAGGACCCUUCCCAGAUCCUGAUUGGCUAUAGCAGGGGUCUUAUCGUUGUCUGGGACCUACAAAACAGCCGAGUCCUGCAACACUUCCUAAGCAGCCAGCAAUUAGAGAACUUCUGUUGGCAACGAGAUGGGGGUUCCAUUGUCAGCUGCCAUUAUGAUGGAAGCUACUGUCAGUGGAAAGUGUCCAGUGAAGCUCAGCAUCCUGAGCCCUUGCAAAGCCGAGUGCCUUACGGUCCUUAUCCUUGCAAAGCUAUUUCUAAAAUCUUUUGGCUGACGACCAGGAAAGGGCUUCCCUACAUCAUUUUCCAGGGUGGCAUGCCUCGCGCCAGCUAUGGAGAUCGGCACAGCAUCUCAGUGAUUCAUGGAAACCAAGAGACAGCAUUUGACUUUACCUCUCGAGUCAUUGACUUUACUGUCCUCACAGAGGCUGACUCUGACUUUGAUGAGCCUUAUGCCAUGGUGGUGUUGGCGGAAGAGGAGUUGGUGGUGAUUGACUUGAAGACAGCCGGCUGGCCAGCCAUCCAAGCCCCGUACCUCGCCUCCCUGCACUGCUCGGCCAUUACCUGCUCCCACCACGUCUCCAGCAUCUCCCUGAAGCUGUGGGAGAGGAUCAUUGCAGCUGGGAAUAAGCAGAAUUCUCGCUUCUCCACCAUGGGGUGGCCCAUUGAUGGGGGCACCAGUUUGGCCCCGGAUCCGCCUCAGAGGGACCUGCUGCUCACUGGGCACGAGGAUGGCACCGUGAGGUUCUGGGACGCCUCGGGCGUCUGCCUCCGGCUGCUCUACAAGCUGAGCACAGUGCGUGUGUUCCUCACCGACACAGACUCCAAUGACAACCUCAAUGAGCUGGGGGAGGACGAGAGGCCCCCACUGAGGAAGGUUGGCUCCUUCGAUCCCUACAGUGAUGACCCACGCCUGGGGAUUCAGAAAAUCUUCCUUUGCAAAUAUAGCGGUUACUUGGCAGUGGCGGGGACGGCCGGGCAGGUGCUUGUGUUAGAGUUGAACGAUGAGGAUGCAGAGCAGGUGGUGGACCACGUGGAAGCUAACCUGCUGCAAGACCAGGAAGGCUAUCGGUGGAAGGGACACGAGAGGCUCCGGGCUCGAGAGGGGUCCAUCUGCUUUGAGCCGGGCUUCCAGCCUUUCAUCCUAGUGCAGUGCCAGCCGCCGGCAGUGGUCACCUCCCUGGCCCUGCACUCCGAGUGGAAGCUGGUGGCCUUUGGCACAAGUCAUGGCUUUGGGCUCUUCGAUCACCAGCAGAAGAGACAAGUUUUUGUCAAAUGUACGCUGCAUCCCAGUGACCAGCUGGCCAUGGAGGGCCCCCUUUCCCGAGUAAAAUCACUGAAGAAAUCCUUGCGACAGUCAUUUCGGAGAAUCAGCCGGAGCAGAGCAUCCGGGCGCAAGCGGCGCGUGACUGGCCCCUCAGGAGAGGGGCAGGAGUUGAAUGCCAGAGCAGAUCGAGCAGGGUUGCAAAAUAUGGAGCUGGCCCCGGUACAGAGGAAGAUUGAGGCGAGGUCAGCGGAAGACUCAUUCACCGGCUUUGUCCGAACCCUCUACUUCGCUGACACCUACCUUCGGGACAAUUCUUGCCAUUGCCCUUCCCUGUGGGUGGGCACCAACGGAGGCACGGUCUAUGCCUUUUCCUUACGGGUACCAGCUCCAGAACGGAGAAUGGAGGAGCCUGUCCGGGCUGAACAGGCCAAGGAGAUCCAGCUGAUGCAUCGGGCCCCCGUGAUAGGCAUCCUAGUCCUCGAUGGCCGGGGCAUGCCCCUCCCUGAGCCCCUGGAAGCUGCCCAUGACCUCUCAAAGAGCCCAGACAUGCAGGGCAGCCACCAGCUCCUUGUGGUAUCUGAGGAGCAGUUCAAGGUGUUCACCCUGCCCAAGGUUAGUGCAAAGCUAAAACUGAAACUGACUGCUUUGGAGGGCUCUCGGGUACGGCGGGUCAGCGUGGCCCACUUUGGCAGCUGCAAGGCGGAGGACUAUGGAGAACACCAUCUAACCGUCCUCACAAAUCUGGGUGACGUCCAGGUAGUCUCCCUGCCCUUCCUCAAGCCUCAGGUACGAUACGGCUGCAUCCGCAAGGAGGACGUCAGUGGUAUUGCUUCCUGUGUCUUCACCAAAUAUGGCCAAGGCUUCUACCUGAUCUCACCCUCAGAGUUUGAGAGGUUCUCUCUCUCCACGAAGUGGCUGGUUGAGCCUCGGUGCCUAGUGGAUUCAGUGGAAACCAAGAACCAUUGCUCUGCCCGCAAUGGGUCAGGCAUCAAGAAGGCCCCAAACAAAGCCAGGAACUCGGAGAGCCUGGGAGAUGGAGGUGGGAGGAGUCAGGAACCGUUGAUGGAACGGGCCCUACUCAAUGAUGAGAGAGUCCUGAAGGAGAUCCAGAGCACUUUGGAAGGUGACAGAGGGAGCUAUGGCGAGUGGUAUUCCCAGCAAGUUGCUGGGGGACAUAGACACAAUAAUGGUGGAGUAGAGUGAUGAAUGCAGAUGUGCCGAGGCUGCCUCACAGACUGUGCCACAACACUACUGAAGAUCCCACCGUGGAGGGUGCUGAUCCUGGUGGAGGUCUGGGUGGGCCUGGACAGAAGAAGCCCCCUGGCCUGCACCUCUGCUGCUUCUCCAGCCUCUCCAACAACCACCAUCCCCCACCCUCCCCCUUUGGCAGGGGGUGAGGUUGGAAUCCAGAGAUGUCCCAGAAUGGACAAGAUGGCCCCUUCCCUCUCUCCUUGUCUGUCUUGGUCCCCUUUUUGUCAAUGUUUGCACAGUUUUUUUUUCCUCCUUCCCUCCUUUUAUAGUGGGAUGGGUUUUAAAUUAUAAAUUUUAACUGCCUCUGGGUGAAAAAAAAGUUUUUAAUAAAUACCUUAUUACCUCUUCGCUGGAUUGACCCAAUGAUUUAUUUAGUACUUUUUUUAGAAAAUCCUGUAGGGUUUUACAUGGAAAUGAAUAUGGAUUUCUAGAAAUGUACUGUCAGCUGAGUCCCCGAGGGAGCUGGGACCCCCCCUGAGGACUGAAGGCAUAGGGUCUUAUCCCUAAUCCCCUGUGGGGGGGAGACUAUAUUUGUAGCUGUUUUAAAACCGAGCAAACUGUGUCUGAACACUGUGGCCUGGUCUUUUUGGAAUAAAGGACUAGUGUUUAUUAUCUUGA
This is a messenger RNA of Monodelphis domestica (gray short-tailed opossum), 4094 nucleotides long. It is a transcript of the gene LLGL2, whose product is annotated as LLGL scribble cell polarity complex component 2. The record is from RefSeq and is a predicted model, not a curated record. Gene Ontology annotation, molecular function: GTPase activator activity; myosin II binding. Gene Ontology annotation, biological process: regulation of Notch signaling pathway; regulation of establishment or maintenance of cell polarity; cortical actin cytoskeleton organization. Gene Ontology annotation, cellular component: plasma membrane; cytoplasm; cortical actin cytoskeleton. NCBI's taxonomy places the organism in Eukaryota, Metazoa, Chordata, Mammalia, Didelphimorphia, Didelphidae.